Molecule: messenger RNA, 1966 nt
Organism: Eremomyces bilateralis CBS 781.70
Lineage: Eukaryota; Fungi; Ascomycota; Dothideomycetes; Eremomycetales; Eremomycetaceae
Product: prolyl-tRNA synthetase 2
Exons: 3
Coding region: 224-1930 (568 amino acids)
Biological process (GO): prolyl-tRNA aminoacylation
Cellular component (GO): cytoplasm; aminoacyl-tRNA synthetase multienzyme complex
Molecular function (GO): ATP binding; proline-tRNA ligase activity
Source: RefSeq, a predicted model, not a curated record
GCAGGCGACUCGGACUUCUUCACAACUCACAACAAGAUUUCGCACUGUGAGUUGAGAGUGACUCAGAGGUCUGGACACGGUUCCUAGGCAUUGCACUCUGUGUCCUGGUCUCUCGCUCAUCCCAUUCAUUCACUCUCCAGUCUUCUUAUCUCCAAGUCCAGGAAGCCUUCUCUCUCUCGAUAUCUCGCUGGAUAUCCCGAAGACAAAGAACCACUAGUUAGGUAUGGCAGACGCGAUCUCCAAGGAAAUCUCCAAGGAAAACACCAAGGAUGUCGCCGACCGCACCAAACCCAACAAAAAGGGCCCAAAGCCGCCCAAGGACCUGUCUGCCAAACCCAAGCAGAAGCCCAAGCAGCAGUCCAAGAAGAUGGAGGGCGCUGCGCUCAUCGGGAUCGAUACCGCGAAGGAGGUCGAUCUUGGCGAGUGGUAUUCGCAAGUCCUCACGAAAGGCAACAUGAUCUCCUACUACGACGUGUCCGGCUGCUACAUCCUCGAACCCGCCUCAUACGCCGUCUGGGAGUCGAUACAGGCAUGGUUCAACCUGAAGAUCAAGGCGAUGGGCGUGCGCAAUUGCUACUUCCCCUUGUUCAUCUCUGAAGACAACCUGCAGCGAGAGAAGGACCACGUGGAAGGGUUUGCGGCUGAGGUCGCUUGGGUCACGGAAGGUGGGAAAAGCAAGCUCGAUAAAAAAGUCGCCGUGCGCCCGACAUCCGAAACGGCCAUGUACGGCUACUUCGCGAAGAAAAUCCAGUCUCAUCGCGACCUCCCACUGAAGCUGAACCAGUGGAACAGCGUGGUCCGGUGGGAGUUCAAACAUCCCAUGCCUUUCAUCCGAUCGCGAGAGUUCCUGUGGCAGGAAGGACACACGGCACACUUGACCGAGGAGGCGGCGGACCGCGAGGUGCUGGAGAUCCUCGACCACUACGCCGGCAUCUACGAGGAACUGCUCGCCGUCCCCGUCAUCAAGGGCCGGAAAACCUUGGCCGAGCAAUUCCCCGGCGCGCAUUACACGACCACCAUCGAAGGCUAUAUCCCCGCGACCGGACGCGGGAUUCAAGCCGGCACAUCUCACUGCCUCGGCCAGCACUUCAGCAAGAUGUUCAACAUCACCGUCGAGGAUCCCUCCGCGAAGGGCGCCGAUGGCGAGAGGAAGCCGCCCAUCCACGUCUGGCAGAACUCCUGGGGCCUGAGCACCCGGUCCAUCGGCGUCAUGGUCUUGGUCCACAGCGACAACAAGGGCCUCGUCAUCCCCCCCCGUGUCGCCGAAAUCCAGGUCGUCAUCGUCCCCGUCGGAAUCACCGCGAAGACCUCGGACGAGGACCGCGCUACCAUGUACGGCGAGACGCGCAAGGUCGCCGCGUCGCUGCGAUCCGCCGGCGUGCGCGUCGAGUUGGACCUGCGCGAGGGUUACUCCCCCGGCUACAAAUUCAACGACUGGGAACUCAAGGGCGUCCCGCUGCGGCUCGAGAUCGGCCCCAAAGACCUCGCUAAGGGCGUCGCCACCACCUCGCGCCGCGACCAAGAAAAAGACGGCAAAGGCGAGCUCCCCCUCGCCGACCUCGCCACCUCCGUCCCGGCCCUCCUCGAGACCAUCCAAAAAGACAUGUACAACUGCAUCGACGCGCAGUACAAAGCGCACCGCAAGCAGUUGACUAAUUGGGACGACUUCGUCCCCAGUCUGAACAACAAAAACGUCAACAUCGUCCCGCACUGCCUGCAGCCCGAUUGCGAGGACACGAUCAAAGACCUUAGCACGCGCAAGGAGAUGGACGGCGCGCCCGAGGACUCCAAGGCGCCGAGCAUGGGCGCGAAGAGCCUGUGCAUCCCGUUCGAGCAGCCCGCGGGCAUCAUCGAGGGGGAGACGCGCUGUAUCAACCCCGAGUGCGGGCGGUUCGCGAAGAAGUGGGUGAACUUCGGACGGAGCUAUUAAGGAAGGAAGGAUGGAAGGAAGGAAGCGGUGGUGAUU